Physeter macrocephalus (sperm whale) is the source of this 281-nucleotide messenger RNA. RefSeq names its product PET117 cytochrome c oxidase chaperone (gene PET117). NCBI's taxonomy places the organism in Eukaryota, Metazoa, Chordata, Mammalia, Artiodactyla, Physeteridae. The record is from RefSeq and is a predicted model, not a curated record. Gene Ontology annotation, cellular component: mitochondrion. The transcript is spliced from 2 exons. Gene Ontology annotation, biological process: mitochondrial respiratory chain complex IV assembly. Bases 36 to 281 code for a protein of 81 amino acids.
UACAGGCAGCGGAGGCCGCGGCGGCCGGCGCGGGGAUGUCGAGGAGCUCGAAGGUGGUGCUGGGCCUCUCGUUGGUGCUGACGGCGGCCACCGUGGCAGGCGUGCAUAUGAAGCAGAGGCAGGACCAGCAGAGGCUUCGUGACGGAGUGAUCAGAGAUAUUGAGAGGCAAAAUCGGAAAAAAGAAAAUAUUCGUCUUUUGGGAGAACAGAUUCUUCUGACUGAGCAACUUGAAGCAGAAAGAGAGAAGAUGGUGUUGGCAAAAGGAUCUCAAAAAACGUGA